Spirodela intermedia is the source of this 8775-nucleotide messenger RNA. The record is from the annotation of a GenBank genome assembly. Lineage: Eukaryota; Viridiplantae; Streptophyta; Magnoliopsida; Alismatales; Araceae.
AUGGCGCUGCGGAUGGAGGGAAGGAUCACGCUGUCGGCGGCGCGCCUGGAGACGGAACGGGUUGGAAGCUUCCGGCGAGGGGAGCUGAUGGGAGGGAAGAUCAGGCGGGUGGGAUUCUCCGACUCCGGCGAUGGGAGGAGGGUGGUGAGGACUCUGCGUAGGUGUCUUCCGCGCAUGUCCAUCACCACCGAGUUGCCGGAAGAGAUUGCGGUGCGUCGGCAUUCUUCUCCUCCGUCGUCCUCUGUUUUUCUUUAAUUUGGUCGUGCACUUCAGGUCUCUCCACCGAGGAGGUCCCUCCCCGUAUCCAUCAUACGUGUGAGUGUCUCUCCCCUGAGGGAAAGGCUGCAAGUGCCGCGAUGACGAUGGAGUUGAAUGGUAGGAAGGGACGUAGAAUCGAGAAGGUUGGUCCACAAGGAGCAACGAAUGGAUUCACGAUUACUCCUGAGUUUCGUGCAUCCGAAAUUCCUGUGUUAUAUAAUUCACGUUGUAGAUAUAUGUUUAAGCGAUAAUCUCUCUCUCUGUGCACAACGAAGAGCAGAAAAUCAAUAGUCAGGAUUCUCGUAACGUAGCACCACAACCAGGGACAGCACCGAAACUCCGCCGCAGCGUCUUUCCUGAUUCAAUGGCUGUUCAAUCUAGAAACAGUAAUGAGAUGGAAUGAGGAGGAUCAAAGAGUAUCUAAGGAAUCCUUCAAAACACUUCAGAAAGCUUUCAGAUACUGACUAUGAAUGAAAAAAUAUUUUGCACUUAAGGAACCAGAAUUUUAGACGAUAUUGUCUAUUCAUAUCUUUCCAUGCUUGUGUUCUAUUUUCGGUGAAAUCUCAUCGACGAUGUUUACUCAUGCAUAAUAUUUUAAUCUAUACUUUACAGUUGGAGUAAUGGAAUUAUCGUUGAAGGUGUGCAGUUCAAAGAUUUGGAAAUGGAGAGGAGGAACCCUAGAUCGGUUGUGGCGAUCAUCCUAGGAGGCGGCGCUGGAACGCGUCUCUUCCCGCUUACCAAGCAGAGGGCAAAGCCCGCCGUAAGUGCUUUCUCUAUCAGUAGUAGCAAUAGUGGAGAUUGCGGUAGACAAGAUGGGAUAUGACAAUGGAAUCAGAGAUCUUCCUUUCUUGCUCUCUCUUAUUUUUAAUCUCUUAUAUAUAUAUUUUUUAUUCAGUCUCUUUUAAGCUCAUAUUUUUUCCAUUGAUGGUGUCCUUUCUUCUCUGUGUAGGUGCCGAUAGGCGGUGCUUACAGGUUGAUUGACGUCCCCAUGAGCAACUGCAUCAACAGUGGUCUCAACAAAGUGUACAUCCUCACCCAGUUCAACUCCGCAUCAUUAAACCGGCACCUUGCAAGGACAUACAACUUGGGCAACGGAGUAAACUUUGGAGAUGGUUUUGUGGAGGUACGUGCCAAAAUGGUCGAUACUUGCAUUUUCAUUGGAUCACUUGUUUCAGGAACUGAUUAUAGCGGAGAAAUGUCCACUUUAUUAUUUGUUAUCACAAUCAGGGUUUCAUUAUAUGCAUUUAAAGAGAAGACAUAUUCUGGAAACUGUGGACUGUUUUGCGACUCCGCAUUUGCUUCGAAGAAAUAAUUGUUUUAGUAGCUGUAGAACAUUAGUGCUAAUUGAAGAAGAAGGUAAUUGUAAGGCUAUCAAACUAUUUUUUUUCACAUUUCUUCUUCAUGAUUUUCCACUCAAGUUCUAGUCGUCCACUUUGGUUUACUGUCACUUGGACAUUUAAUCAUCGCACAUGAAUUGAACGCAUGCCACUGGCAUAAAGACACAAAAAAAGGAUAUUCAACCUAUUUUAUGAUUCACUUGUAUACUAAUCACUUCAAGAGCAAUUGUCCACUAAGGAACAUUGCACGACUGCAACACGAAUCUAGGAACUUUCUUCUUGCACAAUAUUAUUCGAAGAGAUGUCUUCUAACAAAAAAAAAAGACCACUGAAAUGCUAUGCCCGUGGAAUAUCGGCAUCUAGUUGCCCACAAUAUCUAUUCCACUGUGUGUCGCAAUAUAGAUGAGAAUAUAAAAUGAUAGAUUCAUAUUCGGAAUCUCCACCCUCUGCUCCGACACAUCAAGGCCUUAUUCUGGUCGGUCUACGUUCCAAUCUUACGUCUAAGAAUAUGAUCGUGGAGCAUGCCUUUCAAGAGAACUGAAGGAUUAAUUGCCUUGUUUUUUAUUAACCUGAGGAUAUCUAAUCUGUCUUCCCCAAAAGGUUGGGCCUUUGGAAUCUGUGAGUUUUUACGAUAUUGAAAAUAUGAGAUGAUUCCGUGUUGUUUUCGCGCGCGCUCCCCAAAGUGAAUUAAUGAAAUCAGGUCUGAGUUCAUCAGGAGGAAUCGAGUAGUAAAAGAGUUAUUCUUUUUUAGCCAUUAAUUAAGUUACCGCUAUUCUACUGGGUUCUUGAACUUGAUACAUGGUGUAGAAACUGGUAUUUUAGGACUGGAUCGUCAUCUACACAUUGUAGCAUAUAUAUUCUUCCUUUUUCUAGAAAAGGUUUUCUCGAUCCCAAGUCUCUCCUUUGACCAAAAUACCCGGAUAAAAACGCUGAAAAAAUGUAUCAUCUUAUGCUUGUGGGUACCUUAAUUCCUAAUUGUGUCAUAAUUCGCAGCCAUGGCACCAGACUUAGUUAAGUUGGAAUUAUUUUUCCAGCAUAAUGAACAAAUCAAAAUGUUUUGGUUUAUCGUCUCAUUGAAAAAUAUACAACUAAUUUUAAUUGAUUUCCCCCCAACAUAACAGGUUCUUGCAGCAACCCAGACUCCAGGUGAAGCAGGCCAGAGAUGGUUCCAAGGAACUGCCGAUGCAGUUCGCCAGUUUCAUUGGCUUUUUGAGGUACUUUGUACUUUAUUUUUCUGGAAAAACACUAUUUUAUUUAACAUUCAUGUCUUUCUUUUCGAAGAAGGUUAGAAAAAGUUGGUGAUUUACUUGAAACUCUAAUGUUUUAAAUAUUUUAAUCCAAAAUAUAUCCCUAUUAACAGUGCAUAUUGAAAAUGAUGAAAAUGGAAUGAGUUAGGCCUUCUACGUCUUGGGAAAGGAUACUCUUUAUUUUGUCUACGUGAUCCUAAAAUGCCAGAAUUUUGGCCUCUUUCUCUCUCAAUGUGGCCUCAAAGUAGUGAGUUUAAUUUAUUGUAAUGGAUGAUGCUCGGAUAAAAAAUAAAUAUUAACCAAGUUUGCUUUAGGUCGCACAUCAUAUGUAGGUGCAUGCUAACAGAGAAAUCAUGGAAGCAUUCUUUCAGUAAAAAAAUAUGAAAAUUAAUCUACGAGAAAUGAGGACAGUAGAGAAACGUUACCUAUCACUGUAAAUAAUUACUGAUGAAAGCAUAAGAACUACUAAAGGAGGGAAUGGAGAACAGGACAGAGGGCAGUGAUUGAGACGGGGGAGAAUGAUGUUUAGAAAGCGGAAGACGCUAUUGAUGCUUCGUUCUGUAUGUGGAAUAAUAGGAAUGCAAAGAAAUAUCAAGUCGGUGAAAUCAGAUUGCGUCCAGCACUGAAUCAUUCGUCCCUGUAUGUGGGUGAGUUUAAAUAAACGUGUUCACGGACAGAAUCUGGAGAUCGAGUUACUUCGUCAAAUGGAGUAUUAAUUACUAUCUUGUAUGGGAAAUUUCCCCGUUUUGAUACUUCCAUCACAUUCUUUUAAAUUUUUUAUGGGAAGCUGAAGCUUCUGAACUAUGCCUCAUUCUCGUGGGGAUUUGAGGAGGCAGAACCUUCCAAAACUGAAGUAAUGGCUUUUACGUGGUAUUUCAAAAUUAACUGGAAUAAUAUUUUUGAUGUGGAUGAAAAAUUCAAAGAUUUAUAAAUUGGCAUUUUAGGUACAUUAGACAUAUAUAUAUAUACAGGGAGAUAAAUACAUAUGCCACAUACAUUCAUCUUUUCUACUGUCAGCUUUUGUAUAUGCUGAUUUUUUUUGCUUAUAGGAUGCAAGAGCUAAAGAUAUUGAGGAUGUAUUGAUUCUCUCUGGUGAUCAUCUUUAUCGUAUGGAUUAUAUGGACUUUGUUCAGGUGAGAUAUUUGAUUUGGCGUUUCUUCCGACUUUAUUUCCCAUUAGAAUGCUAAAUGUUCCUUGUUUCUUCCAGAGACAUCGACAGAGUGGAGCUGAUAUCACCAUUUCUUGUCUUCCUAUGGAUGACAGGUAUUUUAUAGUCUCAUUACAUAAUUCACUGUGUUUUUAUAAAAUUAGGAAUGUAAGAUUUUUCCCAGGAUAAACGAAUUUGAACCAUGAAAUUAAUCUUAAGAAGCGGCCUAAAAGAAGUCUGUCGAUUAGUGGGAGGAUAGUUCUGAUUAGACUUGUCUGGGAUAAUGCUAAGUAGGCAAGGUUGGAACAUUCUGGACGAUAAAUUGCGAGUCUAGGUUGUUAAAGAACUAUCUUUUGAGCAGCGGACAAGAUUUCUGGCUUUACCCAGGCCUAUAUUUCAACUCCCUCGUCGGUCAGUCUUUGAGGCUCGAGUCCUUUGUCCAAGCAAGAGUGAAGCGCGCCUACUGUCUGCAAACAAAAAAAAAUUCAAGCAUAUUUUUUACUUUCCGAAAAUUAUUUUUUUGAGUAUGAGAAUGGUAAAUUACCUAUAAUAUUAUUUUUUUCUACAUGAUGUAUCAAAUUACUGAAUUUUUUCUGCGUUCUUCCUGACAGCCGUGCAUCGGAUUUUGGUUUAAUGAAGAUUGACAACAAAGGCAGGGUAAUGUCUUUCAGUGAAAAACCUAAAGGAGACGAAUUGAAGGCAAUGGUGAGUUAUAUUUUUCCCAAAAAUUUGUAGAUCGUUACUGAUUGCAGACAUAAUAUGAUUUAAAAAAUACUUAUGUCUACGUCUUCUUUAGGAGGUGGAUACAACUGUACUGGGACUUUCCCGAGAUGAAGCUAAAAAAAACCCAUACAUAGCCUCCAUGGGCAUAUAUGUGUUCAAGAAGGAGUUGCUUUUGAACCUAUUAAGGUACAUCAUCACAGUUGUUCUAGUAGUUAUAUAUAAAACCAAUGAAGCUAUUUUUUUGGUCAUCUAUCCUACUUUCAGGAUGAUUAGGUUUCUUAUUUUUUAAUUUAUUUUUCAUCAUCUUGUCUCCAGCGGACAUUCUUUCCGCUUUUUCUCUUUCUUGAUUACACUUAUUUUCAAAUGCUAAAUUAUUUUAAAUCAAUGAUUUAUAGAAUUUAUUUCCCUGUGAAUUGUCCUUCUAAACAUUCGUUGUAUCCUUUCUAUGCAUUUAUACAUCUGCAUUCCCCGCAAGGGUGGGGUGGAUAUCUGAAUAAUAUAGUAAUGGCAGGUUUUUCCAUUAUAAGUAAGUUCCGUUACAUAAUCCUACUUGGGUUGAAAUUUAUAUUCAAUUUCCACUCUUUUUGUGCUAGUCACAUCAUUAUUUAUGAAAUAUGCUAAUUGUGGACUGAAUUUGCUCCAAACGGUCUUCUUAUUGGUUAUCUUGAAGAUCUUGGUGUCCUUCAUAUUUAGGCCAUUAAUAUACUUUUUUUUUAAUAAAUUAUUUUUUAUCCUGAUAUUAGCUAUCUUGAAGAGACUGAUGUAUUACUGACAACUUCAUUUUUUUUCUCUUAUUUUUCGUCAGAUGGCGUUUUCCUACUGCAAAUGACUUCGGAUCCGAAAUUAUCCCUGCAUCUGCGAAGGAAUUCUUUAUUAAGGUGCGCACUAGAAGUCCACUGCAUCAGACCAGUUCCCCACCUCCCCCCACCCUCCUCGGUUCUAGGUCGUCUAGUAGAAGACUUUUUAUUUAUCAUCUUAUAUACAUUAAAUAUUUUUAAUUAACGAAUUUUAGUAAUGUUUUGAACUCAAUGUUUCUGUUUAUCCACAACAGCACAAAAAUUUCAUCUACGACUGAGAUAUUCACUUAAUAGUUGUGGUAGUGAUUUCCCCAAGUUAUUAGAAGAGUUAUGAGUGAUACGACCCCAACAAGUAAUCAGGUGCAACGUUUAUGAGUGCCAGCCACCACCCUGUCCACCUUUAAAGUCCAUUUGACGUCCUCUCACCAAAAUUUAAAGGUUGUUAAUUAUUUUUCAAUGUUUUUAGAGGAGUCCCGGAAGACAAGUCUUUUGGGAUCAUUCAUAUCGUUUAGUUCGCACAGCUGUGAAAACUUAGGUUCAGUCCCUCCAAAACAUAUCUCGUGGGCCUUUUUGAUCAGUUGGUUUCCAAUCGUCUCGUAUUCAAUACUUUUCUUCAUUUUAAGUUUAAAACUAUAUGGGUCUAUCACUUUUCUACGCUGGAAUACUUUAAAUAUUAUGUGACCCCUCGGAGAACAAUAGAAGGUGCUCUCUUACCUUUAUCAUUUCUUAUUUACCUGGUUAACCUGAGAUGUCCGUUUCAGGCAUACUUAUUUAAUGAUUACUGGGAGGACAUUGGAACGAUCAAAUCCUUCUUUGAAGCAAAUCUCGCACUUACUGCACACGUAAGAGAUUAUUUAUUUAGAUUUAUCCUUCUUCUUUGAUGAGACAUGUCAUCAUCUUAUUGAUAGUCUUCAUCUGGUAUUAUCAUUUCUUCUUAUUUAUGGUUAAGUGAGCACAUAAGUAAUAUCAUCAAACAAAAAAAUUGUAUAAAACUAAUAGCAUCAACAUAACGCCAUAGGUGACUGAAAACUAGCUUUUCACAGUACAUGCGGUCAUAAUUUUUUUUCGGGGUAGGAGGUAAUCGUAAGAACAUAUGGAGCCCAUCAUAUUCUUCUGUAAAUAGCAUAAAUGCUAAAGAGUAGGAAAUUGAAAAACUUGGGGAUUGGCCCAGAAUUAGGCACUUAAUUAUGGAAAAUCGUCCUGCAAUAGUGGUAUUCUUGAUAAAAAAAAUUAUAUAAAGUAUAUGUGCGAUGAAUUCUAGGUAUCUGUCCAGGAAAAAUAAAACCACGUAGGGUUUGUAUGAGAACUGAUGCAAGCGAAUUCUGGAGGUGCUGACUGCAUUAGCUGGAGAAAUGACAACAUACUUCACCCCCUUCCUGUAACUGUUCGUUUCUGGAAUUGGCAGCCACCGCGGUUCAGCUUUUAUGAUGCAGCAAAGCCGAUUUAUACAUCGAGGAGAAAUCUCCCACCAUCAAAGUUUGACAAUAGCAAGGUUGGUUGCUGUUAUUUAUGAAUUUAAAAAUAUUAUAUUCGUUUAAAGGCUCAUUUUUCUGCAUAGAUGCGAAGGAUAUUACUUUAAUUUAAUUUCUGUUUUGUUUGUGCAAUAACUAAACAAAAAAGGCCAUGUAACUAAUGAGAAUAUGCCACUUGAAAUGCGACAUAUAUUAUCAGGAAUUUAAAUUCUUGUUCUUCUAAGUGAGAAUAUUUUUAUUUCAAUAUUAGAUUUAUCUUUUGGAGAAAACUAAAUUACUCAAUGUUGCUUGGAAUUGAGAAAAUCGUGAAUCUAUCUACACGUCAAACAAUGGAGCCUGGAAACUCAAACGCCAAACAAUUGUCUUUCGAUGAAAAAUAUUAUGCCACAUUGACUGUUGUACUGGAUUUUUAUUUAUUUAUUUAUUUAUUUUACCCUAAAGGUAAUAACCACACCUUUAACGAAAGGUGUUCAAAAUAGGCUCCAAGAAGUGCUUGGAGUCUUAUCUCGUGAAUUUUUUCUUGAAGCCUUGGAAACGAAGGAUCGAUCAAGCCAGAAAUGAUUAAAUAUAGUCUUAUGCCUAUUUUGGGAACGGAAAUAAUCAGUCAACGUCUUUCUGUCGGGCUUUCUUAUGGCUUGGUUUCCAGACUGUAAUCAUCCUACAGGCACAAUGUUCUGCGAUAGGGAUUACCGAGUUCCUUUGAAAGACCGAGGCAGCACUGGACUAGGUUGUUUUUAAACUAAUAUUCCUGGCAUGCCGUCUAAAACAGACUAGGAAAUAUUAAAAAAAAUUAAAUAUCCUAAUCAUCAUAUCUCUAGUUUCCUUGCUUGAAAAAGAAGAAUGAAUUAAGAUUUUCUGUUUCGAACUGUUCUCAGCUGAUCCUCCUCAUCUUGUGCGGAGAAGAAAUAUUGAAGAUUUCUUACACUUGGAAUUGUAUUUAUUUUAUUUCAAGAUUGUGGACUCAAUUGUAUCCCACGGAAGCUUUCUAGACAAUUGCACCGUAGAGCAUAGUGUCGUCGGCAUCCGCUCUCGCAUCAACUCAAACGUUCACUUGAAGGUGCGUUGUAUAUGCGCUAACAAGUACUUCAGCCCUCCCUCGGCAAGCCCAUGCUCAGAAAAAAAUAGAUAAACUCCUGGGACCGUAUGCAGGACGCCGUUAUGCUUGGUGCUGACUACUAUGAGACGGAGGAUGAAGUGGCCUCCUUGAUCUCUGAAGGGAGGGUCCCCAUUGGAAUCGGAGAGAACUCAAAGAUCAGGUCCUUCUCACCAGACCCACCCUGAACGCAUUCUAUCUAUCCUCUAGUGUUCCUUGUGUUGUCUGACUAUGAUCACUCUUCACAGGAACUGUAUCAUCGACAAGAACGCACGGAUCGGAAGAGACGUCAAUAUUUCUAAUUCCGAGGUGCGCGCCCUUUCUGACCCCAAUAAAACCCGUUGACUUAUCCGGAGUUUUGGCUGAUGAUUGAAGAAUAUAUAUGUCUAUAAUUGACAGUAAACGAGACUAUUAUUCCAUGAAAUAACUGAAUCGGUGUUGCUAUAAAUCUGAACUCGAUUACUCUAAUGAUCGAUGCUACCCACUCUCUUUUAUUUGUUAUUUUUUCUAUAUAUUUUUUAUUGUUGUUGUUGUUGUUGUACUCUUUUCUCUGAAAGGGUUUAUUGAUAUUGUUUCUAACUGGUACUGUACGAUUUCAGGGGAUCCAGGAGGCCGACAGAUCUUCUGAAGGGUUUUACAUCCGAUCCGGCAUUACCGUAAUAUUAAAGAACUCAACGAUUAAGGAUGGCCUUGUUAUAUGA